AUGGCUUUCCUACCAUCAUUCAUUUUAUCUGAUGAAUCCAGAGAACGUAUCUCCAAGGUUUUGGAUUUAACGCAGACUGUCGCUCGUUACGGAUGGUUGCCGUUCAUUUUAUACAUGGGUUGGUCCCACGCAUCUAACUCUCCAAACCUGCUAAAUCUGCUAUCUCCUUUGCCAAGUGUUUGA
Eremothecium cymbalariae DBVPG#7215 is the source of this 183-nucleotide messenger RNA. It is a transcript of the gene TOM7, whose product is annotated as Tom7p. Lineage: Eukaryota; Fungi; Ascomycota; Saccharomycetes; Saccharomycetales; Saccharomycetaceae. The record is from RefSeq and is a predicted model, not a curated record. The transcript has a single exon. Bases 1 to 183 code for a protein of 60 amino acids. Gene Ontology annotation, cellular component: mitochondrial outer membrane translocase complex. Gene Ontology annotation, biological process: protein import into mitochondrial matrix.